AUGACAACAGCUUUUAGCCUCUCAAAUUACUUCUUCAUCUCCUUCUUUCUUUCUAGUGCAUUGCUUCAUUUCAACCAAUGCUAUGCAAAGGAAAAAAAACCUUCUUCUUCUUCCUUGGUGUUAAGUUUAACUCGUACGAAAACCAGCCUUUCUAUACCUAAAUCUUCGUAUAAUUUAGUGAAAAAAACCUCGGAAACAUUGGACAUAAGGGAGCCAUUGAGAGAAGUGAGAGAUGGUUAUUUGAUAUCUUUGAAUAUAGGGACACCCCCACAAAUUAUACAAGUGUAUAUGGACACAGGAAGUGACCUUACUUGGGUACCUUGUGGGAACCUAUCAUUUGAUUGUAUAGAUUGUGAUGACUAUAAGAAUUACAAGGUAAUGUCAAGCUUUUCUCCUUCAUUUUCAUCUUCUUCCUAUAGGGAUUUAUGUGCUAGUCCCUCUUGUAUCGAUAUCCAUAGCUCCGAUAACCCUUUUGAUCAAUGCACUAUUGCUGGGUGCUCAUUGAAUAGCCUACUUAAGGGAACUUGCUCAAGGCCAUGUCCUUCUUUUGCAUACACAUAUGGUGAAGGUAUUGUAUCGGGAACCCUAACUAGGGAUACCCUCCGAGUCCAUGGGACCACUUCAAACCCUAAUUCCAUUAGGGAAGUCCCAAAGUUUGUCUUUGGAUGUGUUGGAACAACUUAUAGAGAGCCUAUUGGGAUUGUAGGAUUUGGAAAAGGUUCACUUUCUUUGCCUUCUCAAUUAGGGUUUCUUCAAAAGGGUUUUUCACAUUGCUUCUUGCCUUUUAAGUUUGCAAAUAACCCUAAUAUAUCUAGCCCUCUAGUUGUAGGGGACCAAGCCAUUUCCUCCAAAGAAAAUUUCCAAUUUACACCAAUGUUGAAAAGUCCUAUGUACCCUAAUUUCUAUUACAUUGGCCUAGAGGCUAUAACUGUUGGGAAUGGUGCCACUACACAAGCUCCCUUAACCUUGAGAGAAUUUGAUUCUUUAGGCAAUGGAGGAAUGUUGAUUGAUUCCGGAACCACUUACACUCACCUAACCGAACCGCUCUACUCCGAUCUCCUCACCGCCCUUCGAUCAUCCAUAAAUUACCCACGUGCUGAGGAAAUCGAGGCACGGACAGGGUUUGACCUAUGUUAUAGGCUCCCAUGCCCUAAUAACAACAUUAAUAGUCUAGUUACCGAUGAUUUCCCUUCAAUUACAUUCCAUUUCUUGAACAAUGUGAGCCUUGUUUUGCCUAAUGGGAACGAUUUCUAUGCCAUGGGUGCACCACGAAACUCAACAGUGGUGAAAUGCUUGUUGCUCCAAAGCAUGGAAGAUUCCAAAGAAGGGCCAGCUGGGAUUUUCGGAAACUUCCAACAACAAAACGUGGAAGUUGUGUAUGACUUGGAGAAAGAAAGGAUUGGGUUUCAAACUACUGAUUGUGCCUCAGCCGCAACUUCUCAAGACAUAAAUAAAUAUUAA
Molecule: messenger RNA, 1461 nt
Organism: Solanum dulcamara
Lineage: Eukaryota; Viridiplantae; Streptophyta; Magnoliopsida; Solanales; Solanaceae
Product: probable aspartyl protease At4g16563
Exons: 1
Coding region: 1-1461 (486 amino acids)
Cellular component (GO): extracellular region
Source: RefSeq, a predicted model, not a curated record